Molecule: messenger RNA, 2003 nt
Organism: Hippopotamus amphibius kiboko
Lineage: Eukaryota; Metazoa; Chordata; Mammalia; Artiodactyla; Hippopotamidae
Gene: SSTR2
Product: somatostatin receptor 2
Exons: 2
Coding region: 320-1429 (369 amino acids)
Biological process (GO): neuropeptide signaling pathway; cellular response to glucocorticoid stimulus; cellular response to estradiol stimulus
Cellular component (GO): membrane; neuron projection
Molecular function (GO): neuropeptide binding; somatostatin receptor activity
Source: RefSeq, a predicted model, not a curated record
GUCCAGGCGGCGCAGCCACCCGCGCGCGCUCGCUCACCCGCGCCCGGAGCUCGGCCCCCGGGGGCUGCGGGCCCGGCGGGCGCUCGGCGGCGCGACGGGCGAGCGGAGCGGGCGGCUCUGGACGCCCAGGGCCGGCCGAGCGGCUGCGCGCCCGGGCGCCGGGCUGGGUUGGGGACAAUCGCUGGGUGCUGGCGAGCCGAGCUGGCGGAUUGCAGCAGAAAAGCAAAGAUGUCACAGGGGAUCCUUUGCCUCUGGGACCCAUGAAGGUGAAGAUAAGACCUUCGGCUGGUUGGAACUAGCCUAAGACCGUCAGGCAGCCAUGGACCUGGCGUACAAACUGCUCAAUGGGACCCAACCUUGGCUCUCCUCUCCAUUCGACCUCAAUGGCUCCAUGGCCGCCGUCAACAUUUCGAACCAGACAGAGCCGUACUAUGACCUGACCAGCAAUGCAGUCCUCACCUUCAUCUAUUUUGUGGUCUGCAUCGUUGGGUUGUGUGGUAACACGCUAGUCAUUUAUGUCAUCCUCCGUCAUGCCAAGAUGAAGACCGUGACCAACAUUUACAUCCUCAACCUGGCCAUCGCAGAUGAGCUCUUCAUGCUGGGCCUGCCCUUCCUGGCCAUGCAGGUGGCUCUGGUCCACUGGCCCUUUGGCAAGGCCAUCUGCCGGGUGGUCAUGACGGUGGACGGCAUCAACCAGUUCACCAGCAUCUUCUGCUUGACGGUCAUGAGCGUUGACCGGUACCUGGCUGUGGUCCACCCCAUCAAGUCGGCCAAGUGGAGGAGACCCCGGACGGCCAAGAUGAUCAACGUGGCUGUGUGGGGGGUCUCUCUGCUGGUCAUCUUGCCUAUCAUGAUAUAUGCUGGCCUUCGGAGCAACCAGUGGGGAAGAAGCAGCUGCACCAUCAACUGGCCAGGCGAAUCUGGGGCCUGGUACACAGGGUUCAUCAUCUACGCCUUCAUCCUGGGGUUCCUGGUGCCCCUCACCAUCAUCUGUCUUUGCUACCUUUUCAUCAUCAUCAAGGUGAAGUCCUCUGGAAUCCGUGUGGGCUCCUCCAAGAGGAAAAAGUCUGAGAAGAAGGUCACCCGGAUGGUGUCCAUCGUGGUGGCUGUUUUCAUCUUCUGCUGGCUCCCCUUCUACAUCUUCAAUGUCUCCUCGGUCUCUGUGGCCAUCAGUCCCACCCCAGUCCUUAAGGGCAUGUUUGACUUUGUGGUGGUCCUCACCUACGCUAACAGCUGUGCCAACCCUAUCCUGUACGCCUUCUUGUCUGACAACUUCAAGAAGAGCUUCCAGAACGUCCUCUGCUUGGUCAAGGUGAGCGGCGCAGACGACGGGGAACGGAGUGACAGUAAGCAGGGCAAGUCCCGGCUGAAUGAGACCACGGAGACCCAGCGGACCCUCCUCAAUGGAGACCUCCAGACCAGUAUCUGAACUGCCUGAAAAAGCAAUCAGUCAGACGCCCAGCUCUGCUCACCAGCUGUGUGCUCCCCGCCCCCAGCCCCUUCCUUCCUCCCACCCAUCACCUGGCUUCUAGAAUAGGGAACUGCUCAGCAUGAGUCCAAUUCAGAGAACAGCGUUUGAGUCUGCUUGUCUGAGUGAAUGAUAAUGUGGUAAACUGAUUACCUCCCCCUUAAAGUGAACACCUCAAUGCAGGCAGACAACUCAGAGUCUGGAGAAGAGGCGACCACGCCCGGGUGUGAUCUUUAGAAACGCUGAAGCGCAACUAAAACAGAAAACCCUACCUGUGUGUUUGUGUGUUUAAAACCCAACAUGUAAUCUCGUGGUCUUACAUUUAUACUUGCAUAUCCCUAUCUCGUCCCUGUACAGUCGUGACCUACGUUUCCUGACUUCAUGUACACAAAUAGCAAGUUCAAAUGUGCAUAGUAUAGGUAGACGUUUAUUUCAAUAUGGUACCCGCAGAAAUGGACUUGCCAUGAAGCCAAUAAAGUUUCAGCUUCAGGGAUCUCUUGCUUGGGCAGUAUGUUCACAUGGCCAUGUGUUUUUG